Thalassophryne amazonica is the source of this 3055-nucleotide messenger RNA. RefSeq names its product claudin-4-like. The transcript is spliced from 3 exons. The record is from RefSeq and is a predicted model, not a curated record. Gene Ontology annotation, cellular component: bicellular tight junction; plasma membrane. Lineage: Eukaryota; Metazoa; Chordata; Actinopteri; Batrachoidiformes; Batrachoididae. Bases 579 to 1496 code for a protein of 305 amino acids. Gene Ontology annotation, biological process: cell adhesion; bicellular tight junction assembly. Gene Ontology annotation, molecular function: structural molecule activity.
AAUUUGUUUCAGCAUCCUUGGUGGAAUUAUGUCCAGGGGACAGGUAGUAGGUCUCAACUUCUGCACAACCUCAGAAAGCUGAGAGAGCGACACUGGCACAAACUCUUUGAGAACACUGGAACUGGAGACAACAGAGGGAGGUGAGCCUAAUAUUCCUUUUUCUUCACUUUAUGUAAAUAACAACAAAUGUGAGUCUCAUGGCAUCUGGGAGAAAUUAUCUUCUAUACCUCUCAGUCCUACAUCUCAUGGAGAGGAGUCUGUCACCGCGGUUGCUUUUCUGAGCAACCGCUGCAGUCUUUUAUUUACUGAAUAUCACUCAGUUGCCUCCCUUUGAAACAGUUUUGCAUCUCUCUGUUGAUUUUUGUGUCAUCUGACAAUUUAACAUAACAGCUGCUAUGAGCAGUUUACCGUCCUUUUAAACAGUAACAAGAAAAAGAAAUGCUUGGCUGGAUUGCAGGAAGAUGUGUUUCUGGAAGUACAGUGGGGACUUUUUGUAUUAAAUUCAGUUACUAUUAAUUUUGUUAGGAAAAAACCCUUCAGGAUUCUUAUACUUUACUAGUAGAUGUUGGUGUUUUUCCAUGGGGUGGAAGGGCAGGCAGAUUGUGGGUCUGACUUUGUGCUUGUUGGGUGUUUUUGGAGUGUGUUUGACAUGUAGCCUCCCAAUGUGGCGUGAGGCGUCUUUUGUGGGAGCCAACAUUGUAUCUGCACAAUCGGUGUGGGAUGGCCUGUGGUUACACUGUAUUUUUCAGGCCACAGGUCAGAUGCAAUGCAGGAGGCAAACAUUGUCUCUGGAUUUUACCCCUGACCUGCAAGCAGGACGUGCCCUCACCCUGCUAUCCAUUUUUGCCGGCCUCCUCGGCUUCAUCGUCACCCUCCUGGGUGGAGGUUUGGUCAGCUGUAGAGGAAAUCCAUCAAACCAUCCUGAGCUUCCAUCCACCUCUCCUUCCAAAAAGAAGGCGGUUCUGUUGGGUGGCGCUCUGAUUCUCCUUUCUGCCAUCCUGUGCCUGAUUUCGGUCAGCUGGUCUGCAGGACGAACCAUCAGAGUCUACAAUGACCCCUUAUUGCCGGCACCCCUGAGGAGGGAGGUGGGCUCCUCCAUCUACAUAGGCGGUGUCUCCUCUCUGCUGCUUCUGCUCAGUGGAACCUUGAUCUGCUUCAUGUGCUGGGACAAGGAAUGCUCCUACAUGCCUUACAGCUCCACCACUCACUUCAACGGAGAUCUGUCCCGCACACCCACUCUGAUGUCAGAUCUGACCACGAGAUCAAACACCUCAUUGAUGAAUGAUUAUCGUACACCAUACAGGAUCAAGCAUGUGCAUGCUCAAGUAUAUAGCUCAAACUCUCAGAAUAAUACUCUGAGCAGGUACAGUCAGGCAAAGUGGUCACAGUCUGUAACAGCAGACAAGGGAAAGAGCGCGUUGAUGGGAUCAAGGUCAACUCUUGGGCGUGACAUCCCCACCAGAUCUACAACAGCGCCACAUCAAUAUUACUACUAGAGUACACCAUGAUGGACCUGCAUUGUGCAAAUGACUGCACACACUUUGCAGGAACAAUGUCAAUGUUAUUGAUCGUUAGAUCAGAAAAUCCUCCACAAUCCUUCUCAGCGUGUCUUUUCAGAGGUUUUCUUUUGUUUCUGCUCAUUUGUGUUGGUUAUUUUGGACUACUUGCUCUUGUUCUUUCUCCUUGUUUCAUGGUGACAUCUAGUUAGGUGACCUUUCUUCCACAACCAGUUUCAGUUGAAAUUUAAGAGACAUAACUGGAAUCCCCUCACGUGACUUCUUCGUUUUUGAGGUGAGGCAGUAAAUGCAUAUGUGACACUCUGAGGUUAAUUCCACUAAUUUUUCUGAAGUAUUAUGAUGUCUGCAAGCAUGGCAGAUUCCUUGGCCCCUUAUUGGCUUCUUUGGGAGCAUCAUCAUCAUCAUCUCUGUGAUUUUCAUGAGCAAAGUGACGACCUUUACUGGAUCAAACAUUGUCACAUCACAGGUGUUCUAGGAGGGUCGGUGGUUAGAUGAACUGGAAGAUCUACACCUCAUUGCUGGCAUUGCCUCAGGAACUGCAGGGUGUCAGAGCACUUCAUCACAGGGGCCAGUGAAAUGUCUACUGUGCCACUGGGAGGAAGUAAAAAGGGCAAAGUAUCCAGUGAUGUUGUUGUAGCCUUCAUCAUCAGCCUUCAUCACCAGGUCGUUAUGGUAAUAAGAUUUUUUUUUCUUAAUAACUUACUUGAUUAAAUAAAGGUUAACAAAAAUCAUCUCCAGCCUUUUCAUCUUGAUCCUUGUCUGCUGGAUUGCCAACACAGUCAAUUGGAAUCCCCCCCCCCACUCAAAUUAUUGUCCAAAAGAGGGGGAGUUAUAGACCCCUUUGCAGUCACAUGACCCGGCCACUCUCCAUCGCCAUGUUGCCAGUCAUGCGCAGUACUUCCAGGAAUUAAUUACACGAGAAACAAUGUACGUACUGCAAAGUGGGGGACAAGCUUAGAGACUAACUCAUUGUGUCUGAACCUGAUCGUGGAGUAAGUGAACAUCCCAGGCAUCUGUCUGGUGCUGAAUUACAGCGGUACAAGGAGAAAACUGCCAUUUUGGGCGCUUGUAUACAGCACCUGGUGUGUUGUUUUCUUUGCUGUUUUCUUUUUUUUUUUGUAGGAGCAACAUUGUUAUCAUCGCACAUGUAAGUACGCUCAGGACUUAAUAAGUUAAUUGAGGAUUGCAGACUUACAUAUUUAUAAUAGCAUUUAGUGAUAAUGUUCAUCAUUAACUUUAUUGAAUUUUGUGUACACUGCUGUGAGAUUGUUUGGCAAAAGCCAGCACUCUGUGUCAGCUGGAAUCCUGUAGAAGCUGAGAUUCUGCUUUUGUCCAGGGCAACACAGUCUUGUUUGAGGGUGGGCGCUAAAGGGGUAAAAUAUGACGCACAUGACGUAAUUUCUCUACUUCCAGGGGAAAAACCACAGCAGGUUUAUGGGAAAAUUACAUGCAAACAAAGUGAAAAUGCAAAGAAAAAGUGACAAUGAGGUGGGAAAGUGGCUAUGUGUUUUGGUUUGUUUAUAACAAUAUAUAUAUAU